Molecule: messenger RNA, 1284 nt
Organism: Macrosteles quadrilineatus (aster leafhopper)
Lineage: Eukaryota; Metazoa; Arthropoda; Insecta; Hemiptera; Cicadellidae
Gene: Dhit
Product: regulator of G-protein signaling 20
Exons: 6
Coding region: 269-1024 (251 amino acids)
Source: RefSeq, a predicted model, not a curated record
GUGGUAGUGAUGCGGUGUGCGGCGUGGUGAUAGUGGUGAUGUGUACUAGGAAUACGCCCCCAACAUGGAGUAUGCCAGCUGAGACACCAUAGAUGACGGGAGGCGCUGCGUCACAAGAUGUCGGCGGCCGUGUCCAGUGAGGUGGUUAGGCAGCAGGACUGUAUAGACUCGUCAGGGUGUCGGUUGCGAGGGGUGGUGGUCGACCCCUUCCUCCUCCCUACCCUGUUCUACUACAUCAGCUGACUACAGUAUCUCUCACUUGUUGCAGAUGUCGGCGGCCGUGUCCAGUGAGGUGGUUAGGCAGCAGGACUGUAUAGACUCGUCAGGGUGUCGGUUGCGAGGGGUGGCGGUCGGGAGCGUCACCAGUCUCCACGCCGCCCCCGCUCCCACCCCCGGCAGUCUACAGAGGCCCAACAAGCCGUGCUGCUUCUGCUGGUGCUGCUGCUGCAGCUGUUCUUGCCUGGCUGUUAAGGGAAGCCAAGACAGUGGUUCCAAAGGAAAAGACUCCAAUAACUUAGACUCUCUCAACUGUGAUGGUGAACCUCCACCGACGCUAGAAGAAAUACGCAUGUGGGGAAAGUCCUUUGACAAGCUGAUGCGGAGUUCAGCGGGCAGGAAAGUAUUCAGAGAUUUCCUGCGGUGUGAGUACAGCGAGGAGAACAUACUCUUUUGGCUCGCCUGUGAGGAGCUGAAAAGGGAGGCAAAUCCCGACGUUGUUGAGGAGAAAGCCAGGUUUAUUUAUGAAGACUACAUUUCCAUACUCUCUCCAAAGGAGGUGAGCUUGGACUCCCGAGUGAGGGAGAUCGUCAACAAAAACAUGGUCGCCCCGACCCCGCACACGUUCGACGAGGCUCAGCUGCAAAUCUACACGUUGAUGCACCGAGACUCCUACCCGCGCUUCAUCAACUCGUCGCAAUUCAAGCAGCUUGCCCAGCUCAACAACAACGGCGACGACGACGCGAGCGUGGCCUGCGGGAGCGGCACGGGGAGCCCCACGCUGGGCGCCAAGCAGAGCAAUGCGUAACACACUGACCCACAAACUGGGUCGCUAGAAUCGGCAGAUCGGUAGAGAAGCAAAUUGUUGACAAAAUUUACCUUUGGGUGAGGAAAUCAGACGAUUUUCUUAGGAAGUAAUCUUCAGAAUAAAUUGUGUAUACACUGUAUUACGAUACAGACUCUGUAUUGUACGAAAUUUGAUUCUGGAUUACAGAAAAAAGAUUGUGAUUAAUUUCCAAAAGGUAUAAUUCAAAAGAGUUACUGCUUAUAUAUAGAACGUAAUAGUUU